This is a messenger RNA of Staurois parvus, 1169 nucleotides long. The record is from the annotation of a GenBank genome assembly. NCBI's taxonomy places the organism in Eukaryota, Metazoa, Chordata, Amphibia, Anura, Ranidae.
GGUCUCGGGCCCUCAGGCGGAGCGGCGGGUGCCGGACCCCCAGGUGGAGCGACAGGUCUCGGGCCCUCAGGCGGAGCGGCGGGCGCCGGACCCCCAGGUGGAGCGACAGGUCUCGGGCCCUCAGGCGGAGCGACAGGUCUCGGGCCCCCAGGCGGAGCGGCGGGCGCCGGACCCCCAGGUCUCGGGCCCUCAGGCAGAGCGGCGGGCGCCGAGUCACCAGGCACGACAGUGGGCUCCGAGUCAACUGGCAUGACCGCUGGCACUGGGUCAGACAUUGGAUCGUCUGGCUGGACAGCGGGCAUCGGGUCACCAGGCAUCAGGUCAUUUGGCUCGACCGCGGGGCACCGCGUCAUCUGGCAAGGCAGUGGGCUCCGAGUCAACUGGUAUGACCGCGGGCACUGGGUCAUUUGGCUCGACAGCGGGCACCGCGUCAUCUGGCAAGGCAGUGGGCUCCGAGUCAACAGGCACGACAGUGGGCACCGGGUCAUCAGGUACCGGAUUGUCUGGCUCGACAGCGGCAUCGGGUCACCAGUUAUGACAGCGGGCACUGGGUCACCAGGCAUUAGGUCAUUUGGCUCGACAGCGGGCACCGCGUCAUCUGGCAAGGCAGUGGGCUCCGAGUCAACUGGUAUGACCGCGGGCACUGGGUCAUUUGGCUCGACAGCGGGCACCGCGUCAUCUGGCAAGGCAUCAAUUGGCACGACAGCGGGCACCGGAUCAGGUACCGGAUCAUCUGGAUCAACAGCGGGCAUCGAGUCAACUGGCCUAAUAGGAUCGUCAGGCUGGAUCAGUUCAUCAUGCUGGGUAGAGGCAUCAGGCUGAAUGCCGGCGUCCGGCUGAGUAGAGGCUUCAGGCCGAGUAGAGGCAUCAGGCCGAGUAGAGGCAUCAGGCCAAGUAGAGGCUUCAGGCCGAGUCACGGAAGGCAGGUUCACCGGUUUGGGUACUGGCAGGAUGGUAUUGGUUGGAAAGAAUUUUCGUUUUUUUCUGGUUUUAACUACUGGAGCACUGCAAGUAAACGCAGGUCUGCAAACGAAUGGAGCAGCUGGAGACAGAGAAGAACUGGAGGAUGGAACAGGAGAGGGAGCAGUUGCUACAGAGGGCUUUUUUACAGGGUUAAAGGCAGGAUAGGUGCAGCGAGUGGGAACAGGGUACUGACAUGCGGUAGAUAG